AAUUCGAGCUCACGGAGAAUCGGAGAUUCGUCGGAGAUAGCAAAAAUGGAGAAGAAGCGUGAAGGAGUAAUCGAAGGAAUGAGUCGGAUCGUAUCAGAUCCUUACUAUUUCCUCCAUUUCAUGGCCUUUUUCUCUUACCUUCCGAUUCGUAGCUCCGCCGCACCGUACACUUCUCAUCGACUCUUCGACAGAGAAAUCCAAGCAUUUCUCGCGUUUCUUAUGUUUUCCGCCAUUAAGAUGGUGAGGGAGGAAACAUGGGAAGCUUUCGUUGCGGAUAGUUUACUCUAUGCUAAGAUCUUUCUCAUUGCGGUUUCAUUGAUUAUGGAUUAUCGAGUGGCGAUCUGGUUUAGUGUCAUAUUUUCAGUUAUAUAUCUAUUAGCUCAACAACCAGCAUUUAGUAAACUAGGAACUGCGAAGAAGCUUACACCUAUGCAAUUGGAGGAUUUGUUAUCAGAUGGGAGCACAACAAAAUACUGGUUGAUAGAAUUCUUUGCAUGUAGUUCAUCCAAGUGUGUUCGUUCUAGCCGUUGCUUUCCUGAGCUCUCCAUCACGUACUCGAACAAUCUUUUGUCUUUUGGAACUGUCGAUCUUGGACUUUUCCCUAAUACUGCGGCAAAGUUUGGAAUAUCUCUUGCGGGUGGAAUGUCUCAGCUUCCCACAUACAUAUUGUUUGAAAAGGGUGUCGAAGUUUCUCGGUUCCCAGACUUUUAUGUUGACGCUGCUCCUUCUUUACCCAUAACCAAGAAACUUUUGUGUCAACAUUUUGAGCUUGAUCGGCUUCUGCUCGACUAUAUAAACGGAUCAUAGCUGGAGAAAACGAGUUUAACUGAUAUACGACUAUCUGGCUUCUCCUGCAAGAGCAGUAUGAAGUUAUGAACACAACACAUCGAUCAACGCACCAUCGGACUAUCACAUUCGUAUGUUUAUUCUCUUAUAGUGGGCAUUUUUGGUGAGUCUCGCCAGAGGAAAAGGACAGAUUAUAUUUUAGUGCUAUAGAGAGAUAGAAGAUUCUGUUGAAAUUUUAUGGGGCUUGAAUUUCGACAAAGAAUUCUUUAAUAGGAUGGUAAUGAAAUCUCAAUUUCUGA
Arabidopsis arenosa is the source of this 1085-nucleotide messenger RNA. NCBI's taxonomy places the organism in Eukaryota, Viridiplantae, Streptophyta, Magnoliopsida, Brassicales, Brassicaceae. The record is from the annotation of a GenBank genome assembly.